This is a messenger RNA of Cucurbita pepo subsp. pepo (vegetable marrow), 2828 nucleotides long. The record is from RefSeq and is a predicted model, not a curated record. NCBI's taxonomy places the organism in Eukaryota, Viridiplantae, Streptophyta, Magnoliopsida, Cucurbitales, Cucurbitaceae.
ACCAAUUAAUCUUUCCUCAAUUUCGGCACCGUUUAAGCCAUACCUAUUCUCAAUCUCUCAUUUGGUACGUGAAAUGUUUUAUCAUGCUUUCAAUGGAUACAUGAAGCAUGCUUUUCCUCUCGACGAAUUAAGACCUCUGUCGUGUGAAGGAGAAGAUUCACUUGGUGGUUAUGCUUUGACUUUGAUUGAUUCAUUGGAUACACUGGCCCUGCUUGGUGAUCGGGAACAAUUUGCUGCAUCUGUUGAAUGGAUUGGUAAAAAUCUUCGGUUCGAUAUAAAUAAAACAGUAUCUAUCUUUGAGACGACAAUUCGAGUUCUUGGAGGUUUACUUUCAGCUCAUCUUAUUGCAAGUGACCACACUACGGGUAUGAAAGUUGCAUCCUAUGAGAAUCAACUGCUUGACUUAGCAGAGGAUCUGGCUCGAAGAUUACUGCCUGCAUUUGACACUCCUACAGGAAUUCCAUUUGGAUCAGUUAACCUAUUGUAUGGAGUUGAUGAACAUGAAAGCAAGAUAACGUCAACAGCCGGUGGUGGGACCUUAACUUUGGAAUUUGGUGUUCUUAGCCGUUUGACGGAUGAUCCAAUUUUUGAACAAGUAACAAAGAACGCAGUACGUGGACUGUGGGCACGCCGUUCAAAGCUUAAUUUAGUUGGUGCACAUAUUAAUGUUUUUACAGGUGAAUGGACACAGAAGGUAACAUUCAUGUCAAUGAAAAUGAACAAUGGAUGCAUUACAUAUUCAUUUUUUUGAUACCCAUAGUUGCAAUUUGCAAACAACAAGAUUUUUUUCAGUUCUCAUUGCUCUUUCCCUGGCAUGAGUGUCAGAAACAAUUAGAUUGGCGGAAAGUUUAUGAUAAUUGAAAAUUUAUUUCCUGAUCUUACUGAUUCUUCAAUCUAAUCAUACUUUUAAUUGGUCAUCACUGCUUAGACCUUUCAUGGUAAACGUAGUGUAAUUUGAAGCAGAUGCUUUGAUGGACUUAGAUUGGGAAAAGAACGCUUGGUUGAAUUCCAUCAUAUCCUUUCAAUGAAGAAUUAUGGUUGGAAUGAAAAUGAUAAUCUUUUAAGAGAAAUCUCAAGAUUGGGAGGAAAUUCCGGCACAUUCCUUUUCCAUUUUGGAUAAACAUUUUUGCAAUUAUUCAGAACCUGUAAUUAAUAUUUCUUAGAGUAGUUUUUUAAGCUAUUUGAGUCGGGAUCUAUGCCCCCUUUUUGAAUUUUUAUAAAUACAAUACAAGAAAAACUUUUUCUUUGUUGCCAAGAAUAGGAAGCGUACGUUUAUAUUUUGAUGGGGGGUAGAUUUCUAUUCUCUUUAGUCGGAGGAACCUAUUCUUUUUUAUACUCUCCCUCUUUUUAAAAUACCGGUGUCAAUGAUAAAAACCUAGAAAAAGUUACCAGGGACUUCUUGUGGGAGGGGAUUGAGGAGUGGUGGGUUGCACCCUAUAGGUUGGGAGGUGGUUUCACAGCCCUUGAAGGCAAGUGAUUCGAGUAUUGACAACCUGAGACUUCCAAAUGAUGCUUGUUUGGCAAACUGGUUGUGGUAUUUCUUUCAGGAAUCUCGGGCUUUGUGGCAAUGGAUCAUUGUGAGCACGCUUGGUGCUUACCCUUUAGAGUGGGUCUCUGGUAGUAGGAUUUUGAUAUCUUUUAGAAAUCCCUAUGAGGCUAUCUCUUCAGUUGUUCCUCUCUUCCAGUUCAUGAAAUGCCCCAUUGGGAAUGGCUCGGAUAGUUACUUUUGGGAGGAAUUUUGGGUGGUGGAGGUUCUCUUUGCAUAUUUUUCCUCCAUUUGUACCAUCUUUCUGAUUCGAUGUUGCAUUCAGUGGCCUUUAUUCUCUCGUCCUCUUGGGAAUCUCUGUCCUUCAAUUUGGAGUUUCUUUGUUCUCUUACUAGUAGGGAGGCAGUAGAGGUGUCUUGACUUUUCUUUUAAGAAAUUCUCAUAUCAUUUGGGGUAGGAGGGAUCUUCAUUUGUGGACUCCUUGUCCUUCCCAAGACUUUUUGUCUAGCUCUCUUUUCCAGCUUGAGUGUUCCCUCAGACCCUGCUGGCUCCAUUCUUUUUCCUCAUUUUGGAAGAUUAAGAUUACUGAGAAGGUUAAGUUCUUUUCCAGAAAGGUCUUACAUGAGAGAGUUAAUACUAUAGGCUGUGUGCAGAGGCAUUCUUCCUUCUUUUGGGGGGUUGCAGUGUCAAAAGACUUUUGGUGUCAAAGGGUAUAGUAGUGUCAAAAGACUUCGAUCAUACCCUUUGGAGCUGCCAGUUUUGCUUUUGGUUUGGUCUCAUUUCUUGGGGGCUUUUGGUGUGUCUUCAGCUUGGAAUAAGAAUUCUAGGGCUGUGAUUGAGAAGGUUAUGCUUUCUCCCCCUUUUAGGGAGAAGGAAAAUUUCUGGGGCAACUUCUUUCCUGUUGUACGGGAGUUUUUAGAGGGGGCUGAGCAUUCUAUGGAGGAGUUGACUGAAGUCAUUAGGUUUAAUACCUCGAUUUGGACCUUGGUGACUGAAGUCUUUUGAAAUUAUCAAUUAGGUCUUAUUCUUUUUUAUUGGAGCCCUUUUUUAGUUCUUUAGGUACCAUUGUAUAAGAAAAAAGCUCAGUUUCUUAUCAAGAAAAAAAAAAAAAAAUCUUUUUUCUUCCCCUUUUGACGAUACAUUUUCUUCAGCAUUUCUUAUGAAAUUCAUUUAGCGAAGCUUUGUUUGUUUACAAUUAUUACUAUAUAUCACAUUUUGUUUGGAAUGAAGACAUUAGCUAUAUGGUUUUAGUCUGGUUAAGAAAAAUACUCAGGUAGAUAUGUUACCAAGGAUACAAAUAUAUUGGGCGUUUCUUGAUGCCAUUCUUAAAUGAAAGGGCUGU